Hibiscus syriacus is the source of this 767-nucleotide messenger RNA. Its product is annotated as 40S ribosomal protein S24-1-like. Lineage: Eukaryota; Viridiplantae; Streptophyta; Magnoliopsida; Malvales; Malvaceae. The transcript has 5 exons. Bases 150 to 554 code for a protein of 134 amino acids. The record is from RefSeq and is a predicted model, not a curated record. Gene Ontology annotation, molecular function: structural constituent of ribosome. Gene Ontology annotation, cellular component: ribosome. Gene Ontology annotation, biological process: translation.
AACCACUUCCGCCCUUAAAACUUAAGAAAAAACCCUAACUAAAGUAAGCCCUUUGCUCUCUCUCUCUCUUCUUUAGUCAACCUUUAUAUGCGUAUAUAACUACGUAUACUUAUGCAUUGCUUUGUUUUCCCUUUUGUACAUUCAGAACAAUGGCGGACAAAGCUGUAACCAUAAGAACUAGGAAGUUCAUGACCAACAGGCUCCUCUCGAGGAAACAAUUCAUCAUCGAUGUUCUUCAUCCCGGGAGACCAAAUGUUUCAAAGGCUGAGUUGAAGGGAAAAUUGACCAGGAUGUACGAAGUAAAAGACCCGAAUUCCAUUUUUGUAUUCAAGUUCCGUACUCACUUUGGAGGAGGGAAAUCAACUGGAUUUGGGCUUAUUUAUGACUCAGUUGAGAACGCGAAGAAGUACGAGCCUAAGUACCGCUUGAUCAGGAACGGACUUGAUACCAAGGUUGAGAAGUCUAGAAAGCAGAUGAAGGAAAGGAAAAACAGGGCCAAGAAGAUCAGAGGUGUAAAGAAGACCAAGGCUGGAGAUGCUGCCAAGAAGAAGUGAGAUCCCAUAGGCAUGAGACCAGCCCCUUACUCAUUUACCUCACCUUUCUGUUGUUUGCCAUUGAGCUUCAUUUAGUGCUGAGCUCCUUUUCUUCUUUAUUGAGUAUCCAUUUGAGUUUUAUCCUCUGACUUUACCUGUUGCUAUGGAGAUCUAAUCCGAAAUGAAUUUUUGGGGUUGAAAAUCGAAAUCUAUUAUCAGUACCUUUCAUGUCAC